Racocetra persica is the source of this 318-nucleotide messenger RNA. NCBI's taxonomy places the organism in Eukaryota, Fungi, Glomeromycota, Glomeromycetes, Diversisporales, Gigasporaceae. The record is from the annotation of a GenBank genome assembly.
AUGUCAGUAGCAACAUUAACUAAAGCUUCCAAUGAAAUUUCUGAAUUAAACGACAAAGAAUCUGUUAUCUGUAAAUUGGAGAAAAAACGUUCAAAAUCACGUUUAUCUAAAGUUGAUGAAAAUUUUAACCCUAUUAAGCAAGAUGAUGAAAAAAAGGACAUAAAGAUUGAAAAAUCUAUUAAACAAGAUGAUGAAAAAAAAUACAUAAAGAUUGAAAAAGAUAUUAAACAAGAUGAUGAAAAAAAAUACAUAAAGAUUGAAAAAGAUAUUAAACAAGAUGAUGAAAAAAAAAGACAUAAAAAUCGAAAAAGCUAUUAA